This is a messenger RNA of Papaver somniferum (opium poppy), 903 nucleotides long. Its product is annotated as mitochondrial import receptor subunit TOM20-like. Gene Ontology annotation, biological process: protein insertion into mitochondrial outer membrane. Gene Ontology annotation, molecular function: protein binding. The record is from RefSeq and is a predicted model, not a curated record. Bases 113 to 562 code for a protein of 149 amino acids. Gene Ontology annotation, cellular component: mitochondrial outer membrane translocase complex. Lineage: Eukaryota; Viridiplantae; Streptophyta; Magnoliopsida; Ranunculales; Papaveraceae. The transcript has 5 exons.
UUUAAAUAAGAAACUCUGCAAGACGAAACGAAACGAAACCUAACACUUUCUGAAAAAAGAAAUUUUAGGGGAAAACCAAACCAUCAAGAAGAAUUAGGGUAAAAGCAAGGAGAUGAUGACUACGGAUUAUUCCGAACAGGAUCUAGAUCACACUUUUGAUCCUGAUGAUUCCGAUGAUAUCACUAGAUGGGGAGUAUUAUUAUUGAAAUUAACACAAUUUCAACCUGACGCCGAAUCGAAGACCAAUGCCAUAUUAGCGGCUAUAUCCAAACUUGAGGAAGCAAUGUGUAAAGAUUUAUUUAACCCCAAUACAGUAUGGUGGUUGGGUAACGCGUAUAAGGAGCGUGGAUUAAUGACUCCUGACUACAAUGUAGCUGAAAUUUAUUUUGAUAGAGCGAUUGGCUUUUAUAAACUAGCAUUAAUGGAGGAACCAGAGGAUCAAAUAUAUCUCAAGUCUUUGGAAUCAAUUGCUGAGUUAACGACAUGUUUAGCCCAACAGGCAGCAAGAGCAGAAAACUCUUCCACUUCAUAUGCAGAGGAAACUACAAAGGCUGCAGAAUAGUAUCCGGAAAAGUAUGAGAAGCAGAGGAAGCGGAAAGUCUUGCGUUUUUUGAAGCUGUGAGAUGGAUCAAAAGUCAAGGCCUUUCAACUGUCUGCUUAAGAGGAGAUGCAAAAAAAGUAGUUUCUUCUUUGACCUUCUUUAAACUAAUGACCAGAUUAGCUGGUUUAAUGAAACAGUUCUAGAUGAUUGUCUGUCGUUAUUAGUCAUUGUCUUUCUUUAAAGUUGCUUUUAUUGGUAGGGAUCUUAAUGGUGUAGCUGUUUAGUAGGAAGUUCAAUGUCACAGGUGAAUGGGUUAAGUCUGUACCCAUAUUUCAUACCGUAAACUCUUUUAUUUUGGAAUU